Messenger RNA from Protopterus annectens (West African lungfish), 758 nucleotides. Its product is annotated as location of vulva defective 1-like. The annotation marks the transcript as partial. The transcript is spliced from 7 exons. The record is from RefSeq and is a predicted model, not a curated record. Lineage: Eukaryota; Metazoa; Chordata; Ceratodontiformes; Protopteridae.
UUGUCACUUUCUUAAAUACACAAUAUUUCUUGCAGAAACAACAUCAGGGCAAACAUCUAUUAAAGAAUCACAGAACAGUGCAUUUCUUCCUGAGGAAAUAUCAACCACUAGCCUGAAUGUAGUUCCUACAACAGAAAAAGCAUCAACAGAAACAACCAUUCAAGAAACAGAAAGUACCACAUCUCCAUCUCGAAGUACAUUAGGCCCUACUCCUGUUCCUGUUACUACAGCAGAAACAACAUCAGGGCAAACAUCUAUUAAAGAAUCACAGAACAGUGCAUUUCUUCCUGAGGAAAUAUCAACCACUAGCCUGAAUGUAGUUCCUACAACAGAAAAAGCAUCAACAGAAACAACCAUUCAAGAAACAGAAAGUACCACAUCUCCAUCUCGAAGUACAUUAGGCCCUACUCCUGUUCCUGUUACUACAGCAGAAACAACAUCAGGGCAAACAUCUAUUAAAGAAUCACAGAACAGUGCAUUUCUUCCUGAGGAAAUAUCAACCACUAGCCUGAAUGUAGUUCCUACAACAGAAAAAGCAUCAACAGAAACAACCAUUCAAGAAACAGAAAGUACCACAUCUCCAUCUCAAAGUACAUUAGGCCCUACUCCUGUUCCUGUUACUACUGCAGAAACAACAUCAGGGCAAACAUCUAUUAAAGAAUCACAGAACAGUGCAUUUCUUCCUGAGGAAAUAUCAACCACUAGCCUGAAUGUAGUUCCUACAACAGGUAAAAACUGUCCAUUAUUACUUUGUUAGU